This is a messenger RNA of Colletotrichum acutatum, 537 nucleotides long. RefSeq lists its product as uncharacterized. Bases 1 to 537 code for a protein of 178 amino acids. NCBI's taxonomy places the organism in Eukaryota, Fungi, Ascomycota, Sordariomycetes, Glomerellales, Glomerellaceae. The record is from RefSeq and is a predicted model, not a curated record. The transcript has 2 exons.
AUGUCUUGCGAUUUGGGACACGGUCACUUCGAAGCUAUCAAGGCCAUCCCUGAAGAUGACACCGAGAUGGACCAUAUCCUCGCCGGCAUGGCCGUCAAAAUCCUGGUGUGGGAAGACCUGGUCGGAUUUUUGAGAGAAUUAGGAAUGCAUCUCCAUGAGGAUCUGAAACGCCCACCAGGACUGUACCGUUACAUUUGUGAUCUUCACCACCGAGGCUCAGCAGCUAGCGCUGAAAUCACUGCAUACUUCGUACAGGUUGCAGCCUUUACCAAUACGCUGGAUUCUGAUCUCGACGCACGAAAUCGAAGUUGGGCCCAAUUGAGCAGUCACUCCGCCUUUGGACGCUGGAGGAACGGAGUCGUCUCCAAAAUCCCGCUGCUGAUCACGAUCGUCAAGGAGCAAAUCGACUGGGGCAGAAUGAUAUGCGAUGCAGCAUCUUUAGCAGGUGAGCGAGCAGUCAGAACCAUGAGCCGUCUCUAUGCGCACAUGCUAAAAGACUGGGAGUCAAGGGACGAACGUGAUAGCGGCAUCAAAUAA